This is a messenger RNA of Gastrolobium bilobum, 1104 nucleotides long. Its product is annotated as chlorophyll a-b binding protein, chloroplastic. Gene Ontology annotation, biological process: response to light stimulus; photosynthesis, light harvesting in photosystem I. Lineage: Eukaryota; Viridiplantae; Streptophyta; Magnoliopsida; Fabales; Fabaceae. The record is from RefSeq and is a predicted model, not a curated record. Gene Ontology annotation, cellular component: membrane. The transcript has 4 exons. Bases 105 to 917 code for a protein of 270 amino acids.
UAUCCUUUAAGAUAAGAACCCUUCAUACAUUAACAAAAUUGCAUUUCCUUUCUCAUUCAUCAAUCAAUCAUACACAGCAGCACAACAACUCAGUAAUCUAAAUCAUGGCUUCUGUGUGUGCUUCCUCUGCCAUUGCAGCUGUUGCCAUCUCCACCCCAAGUUCCCAGAAGAAUGGAUCACCCUUGGGAACCACAAAAGCUUCUUUUCUUAGUGGGAGGAAACUGAAGGUGAACAACUUUACAGCACCAGUUGGAGGAAGAUCCACCACUACUGUGUGUGUAGCAGCUGAUCCUGACAGGCCACUGUGGUUCCCAGGAAGCACCCCUCCUCCAUGGCUUGAUGGCAGUCUUCCUGGAGAUUUUGGAUUUGAUCCUCUAGGUCUUGGAUCUGAUCCUGAGAGCCUGAGAUGGAAUGUUCAAGCUGAGCUUGUUCACUGCAGAUGGGCAAUGUUAGGUGCUGCUGGCAUUUUCAUCCCAGAAUUCCUAACAAAGAUUGGUAUCCUUAACACCCCUUCAUGGUACACUGCUGGAGAGCAGCAAUAUUUCACAGACACUACAACUCUCUUCAUUGUUGAGCUCAUUUUCAUUGGUUGGGCUGAGGGUAGAAGGUGGGCUGAUAUCAUCAAGCCAGGGUGUGUCAACACUGACCCUAUCUUUCCCAACAACAAGCUCACAGGAACUGAUGUUGGGUACCCAGGUGGGCUUUGGUUUGACCCACUUGGCUGGGGAAGUGGUUCUCCUGAGAAGAUCAAAGAGUUGAGAACAAAGGAGAUCAAGAAUGGGAGAUUGGCCAUGUUGGCUGUGAUGGGUGCAUGGUUCCAGCACAUAUACACUGGCACUGGUCCUAUUGACAACCUCUUUGCUCACCUUGCAGAUCCUGGUCAUGCUACUAUUUUUAAAGCUUUCACUCCAAAGUGAGGAGGGGUUAGAAUAACUCUUAUAAGAUUGCAAGCCUUGGAGAAACAUUGGUGAACCUCUUUUACUAUGUAGUAAGGCUUAAAUGUUUUUAGGGAGGAGUGUUUAUGUUGGUGAAAGCUUGUAAAAUGGCCACUUCUAUGUCAUGCACAGUUUUAUGAUUCAAUGUACAAAUACCGGUUUAAGUUUA